Molecule: messenger RNA, 672 nt
Organism: Funneliformis mosseae
Lineage: Eukaryota; Fungi; Glomeromycota; Glomeromycetes; Glomerales; Glomeraceae
Source: the annotation of a GenBank genome assembly
AUGUUAUAUGUUAUUAAAGAGACUUGGAUGUUUCUUUCUUUUAUGAUUCUUGUGAUGAUAGAAAUAGCACAUAGUUUUUUACUAUUAUUAGAAUAUCCUGAUUAUACAAAUCUUACAGAAAAAAUAUCAUCCUCUACAUUAUUUACGGGUGGUUCAACUGACCUCAAAAUACAAAACGAUUUUGAUCGAACUGAAGAUAACCCAGCUAAAAAUUUCUUUACCUCAUUUCUUUCAAGAUAUAAUUGGUUAAAAGGUGACUUUUUACAACAGGACACAUGGAAUUUUUGGGCAGUAAAUGUUAUCACUUUUAUUGGUAGCAUUCUUUUAGUAACCAUUUUACAAAAUAUGUUUAUUGCUUUUAUGGGGGGUGUGUAUUCUAAAGCAUAUGAGAAAGGUCGUGUUGCAUUAUUGAGAUUUCGUGCAGAAUCGAUAUCGGAUUAUGAGGCAUUGGAUAAAAUUUAUUUCUAUCCUCAAUCACCAGAACCAAAAUAUAUUUAUUAUAUAGGCAAAUCCAAAAAAGAUGAUUAUUCCGUUGAUGAUGAUAGUUCUGAAACUGAAAAGGAGAAUGAAGAAAUUAAUAUUAAUCAACUUAAAGAGAUAAAUAGUAAGAUUGAUAAAUUACUUGAUGCAAUCAUUACAGCUGAUCGCCAAAUUAUGCCAAAACCUCGUUAA